GCGGGGGCGGGCAGGGCGGGAUACACCCGGGUGAGCGGAGCCCCCGGUGCUCACAGCCCAGCGCGGAGCUGCAUCUUCCCAGCCCUGUCCCAGGUGAACAUAAUGGCCACAAAAAGAAGUUCAUUUCAGCAUGACCCAACAGACCAACUUGAGUCCAUAAUAUUUGCAGCUUCUGGCUUUCUGGCUCAGCAAGGUGUAGAAAUGGUAUUCGAAGAAUUAAUGUCUGAUUCUGAUUCUGAUACUGAUUCUGAUACUGAUUCUGAUACUGAUUCUGAUUCUGAUGAUGAUGAUGAUCUGCCUCAGAAAGGUGCAGAAAAGUUAUUCUACAAAACUCUAUCUGCAGCUGAUGGCUUUCUGACUAAGAAAAGUCUAGAAAUGGUAUUCAAAGAAUUAAGAAAGGGAAAUGAUAAGAAGACCAGAAAAGCCCCAGAAUCUAAGACAGAUAAAGCCUCCCAGGAGCACAUGAAAACAGUGAAAGCAUUGCAGGAAUGUCUCAGUGAAUUAGAGGAGUCCAUACAGCGUGAGCAUCAGCUCCAAGCAAAGCUGGAGAAGCAACAAGGAAAGGGAAAUGAGAGGAAGACCAGAAAAGCCCCAGAAUCUAAGACAGAUGAAGCCACCCAGGAGCUCGAAGAAACGCUGAAAGCCUUGCAGGAAUGUCUCAGUGAAUUAGGGGAGUCCGGACAGCGUGAGCGUCAGCUCCGAGCAAAGAUGGAGAAUAAACAAGGAAAGAAAGAGGGGGACAUUUCAAGUGCUAAGAUGAUUAGCAAAUUCCAGCAGGUCUUACAAAGAAUUGAAACUCUGGAAGAACGUUUACAGAAAUUGCCAAAGUCAUCGUAGCAUGAGUUUCAGCUUCUCAGAGCAGACCAGGAGAAGUAACAAGGAGGUUUGUCCUAUACUAUCCAAGAAUUUCCUUCCCAUAUGCCAGAGGCACUCUUCUCUGUUGGAACCCAGGGCACAGGGAAUAUUUCUCUGCCUGCCGGGAGAUGUCCUGAUCCCCAGGAGAGCACUGCUUUUAACCUUCGUCCAUGGAGAAAGCUUCCAAGACUUUGGCAUGAAUUGGAAUCUAUGAGUGUGUGAAAUAAAUAGUAGUGUAGUUUAUCAAAGGGUGAAAAA
Messenger RNA from Motacilla alba alba, 1113 nucleotides. RefSeq names its product nucleolar protein 58-like. The record is from RefSeq and is a predicted model, not a curated record. Lineage: Eukaryota; Metazoa; Chordata; Aves; Passeriformes; Motacillidae. The transcript is spliced from 9 exons. The coding region runs from base 103 to 837 and encodes 244 amino acids.